GGAGAGGUUAAGAGAGAGGGCAGCAGAAGAGAGCGAGGUUAGCUGAGAGGGUUAGAGGGAGGGAGAGAGGUCUUAAGACAGAGAGAGGUCGUUCACCAUUCAGAUAAUUUUUCACACUGUCAGGAUGGGCACACAAAGGUCAGAUCUUGACUUGACAUGGGAGCCAUUGGGGGACGGGAUAGAGGACGAGGUGGAGGAUGAGGAGGGCAGGUGUGACGAAGAUGGGGUGUUUUCGUACGGGGGGUACGAGCUGUCGGUGGCCCAGGAGAAAGGAGAGACGAUGCCCAGGAGCCCCGAGACAGACCCAGACAUGGUCAUCAACCUGAAGACCGACAAGGCAGGGAGGCUGGUGUUGGAGACGCUGGAUGACCUCAACAACAUCAUGCUGCUGAGGAAGAGGAAGAGAGAGAGGAAGACUCCUGCCUCGAAGCCCAUCCCUGCCCCUGCUCCGCUGCUGCCCUACUAUGUGAACGAGGAGGACUUCUUCAAGGCCUGUGAGCAUAACCAGCUGCCUGUCAUCGAGAAGUUCCUCAAGGACGGAGGAGACGUCAAUUCCCAGGACAACUUCCAGAGGACCGGUCUCCACAAAGCGUGCUUUCGGGGUCACAUAGAUGUCGCCCGGAGACUGGUGGAGGCUAAAGCUGACGUCCACAUGAGGGACAAGCUGGGCUCGUCAUGUGUCCACGCUGCCUGUAGGGGGGGCUGCCUCUCCGUCCUGGAGCUCCUCCUGGAUAACGGAGCCGCUACCUCCGAUAAAGACAAGAUGGACAGUACACCUCUCCACGUGUCGGUGAGAAUUGGUCAUUACGACUUCGUUGAGCAUUUAAUUCGCUGUGGAGCCGAGAUAAACGCUGUAGACAAGGAAGGAGACAGUCCUCUUCAUGACGCUGUGAGGGUCAAUGGGGUCAAACUGAUAGAGCUGCUGGUUGCCUACGGAGCAGACCAGAGGCUCAUUAACCAGGAAGGACAAUGUCCACUGGACAGUGUCCUGGAGUGGCAGAGCGGAGCCAAGACUCUACUGGCCGAGCCCGGAGCUACGGGCUAAUCUGGCCAUAAUAGUUACUAGCUAAUCUAGCUACACCCCUUCAUAUAUAUAUAUAUAUAUAGGCUUUGAAUAAUAUGACAAGCUAUUACUUUACUUUGCAAAUCAAUUACAAUAUCUAUCAUUGUCUCGGGCAACUUACUUACACAAUGUAGUUAAAUAAGUAGCUUGUCCUGUCAAUAGUUAGUAUUUUAUUUGUAUACAAUGAUUGUGUGCAAUUGUUUCAAUACUGUAGUCUGUUGAAAGAAGGUUGAGUUUCAUGCAGUUGUAAUGUGUAGGCCUGCAUGUAAGUGUGACAUUACAUCAGAAUAAAGAGUUGGAUGAUGAGUAUUUCCAUUCUGUUUUGUAGCAGUAAGUGCUUAUGCAUGUAUUUAGCACUUUUAUUUUGAAGUGUUAUCAGUCUGAAAGAUAAAACUGGCUGUUGGUUGAUAUCAGUACAAAGCAUUAAUGUUUAUUCAGUAGACAAGUUCAGCCCAUAGUCAAUCAUUGAAUGCGGACCAACCAUAACAAAGUUAAGUUAUAGAUAAAUGGUUAAAGAAUAUUACGUUUAUUUCCCUAACACUGUUUGGGCUUGACCAUAAUGUUUAAAUCUCGCGAUACCGGAGUUGAUAUAUGAGUUUAGGUUGGUGUUUGAAGGACGCAGUGAGCGCGGUUUACGCGAGCCGGAGAUUACAAGUUUGCGUCAGUUAGGGCCGAUUUGUUCGUGUCCUACUUUCAAAGUUAAAGUUUCGCGAUUUUAAAAGUAAAUUCAAUUUUUUUUAUCAUAGUUUCUAAUUAACCAUGUUUACAAACCUCUUGUUUAGUAAGUAUAAUCGAGGUAGAGGUUGAUAUGAGCAUAUAUUGAAACCAAUCAAUCGUUACAAUGUACAGCACUCAGCAGGCAUGCUUUACUUUGAAAGUUUUACAGGAAGUGGUGUUAUCACAGCAGGUGACUUGUAAACGUGAUAAACAACAGAAGGACGUUUGAAAGAAGAACAAACCCUGGAAUACUAUUCAAGUAAUACUAUUCAUAAUAUAGUAGUAUUUAACAAAAGGGUCUUCUUCAUCUAACAGACCCAGAUUAUUAUUAUUUAUUAUCUAGAGACGGGCCGGUAGUGUUGAAACGCAGUCUUGGUCGCUUCCUUGUCCGGGAUCUCAAGAUUCGAAGCGGUGUACUGCGGAGCUCCGGAGCCAUGCUGCAUCCCGUACCCCAGAAGAGACGCUGCGAGGCGGCGGCAAACUGGACCAGCGGCCUGGCAAAGCGUGUGUGUGUUGGCCCGGCACUGAUUCCCCAGAGGAUCGACGUUGCCAUGGAAAUUUCCUGGACGCCCCCACCCGCCGCCCCACAACCUGAACAUCAACAAACACACCCCACCAGCAUGACGCAGCCUACGUCUCAAUGCUGCCCCCGCUGCCUGGCCGGGGAACCGGGACAUAUUAACCAUAUCCUGGGACUGACAGCCUGAACAGGAUCUUCAGCGGAGGAAGAGGAGGAAGGAGGAACCGCCAUCUCGUCCUCCGGUGUGUGGAGUGAAAACUCACAGCAAGCCAUAUGGUUAAUACCCAAACAAACCAAUCAUCAAAAUGUGCUUUAAAAGGGAUUGUUAAUAUGUAGAUCCGUACAAUAUACAUAACUAGAACCAUGCUAACCCUCAACUAGCUAGCAGAAGAGAUUGUGUAGAUGCUAACCCACAGCUAGUUUGCCUAAGUAUUGAAUAGCAUAAUAACUAGCUGGUAGACUUGUACUACUUAGCGUAGUACCAAGCUGGUAUCAUGUCACAUACCUGACACAAAUUGUAUACAAUCAAUAUUAUUUGAAUCAAUUUUAUUCCACCGGGCAUAAAAAAGUGUUUCUAGUUUUUGUAAUUGUAUACAUAAUUGUAAAUAAGGCUGUUACUGCAGACUUUAUUUCGGAUUUUCAAUUGAAGAAUUUAUUUUUCUAGAUUUAAUCUUGAUGAUCAAAUAUAUCCUUCCAUUUCGAUGCAGAAUCAUUAAACUGUCAAAACAUCCAGGUGUUAAACCAGUUUGCCGAUCCAGAUGUUGAACAGGUCCACUGUGUACAUAUUCAGACAUUGAACCAGUUCACUUCCAGAUGCUUAACCAGUUGGCUGAUCCAGAUAUUGAAUCAGUUCACUGUGUACGCACAUCCAGAUGUUGAACCAGAUUAAAGGGACUGAAGUCAUCCUCAGCGAUGUCCAGGGAUGUAAAACAUACGCUUCUGAACGACCAUACGACUGAACUCGUGUUUCUGUAACCAGUCAAGCCAAAGAACAUGCUUUGUAAUUAGUAUGACACAUGCUCCAAAGAAGGACCAUUCAAAGGGCAUUACCUUGUGGUUGUGUUGUCAAGAUCUUUAUAGUUUUCUACGUGUAGAAUUUACAGAGUGUAACAUUUGUGAGACAUCAUAUAAUGAUUGAAUUGUUUUGUGUGUGUUUUUGGAAGCAAUGAGCAUUCAAUAAACGUUUUGAUGUGCAUUCUUCUAUGUUGGCUAAUACUUAGUAAAAUAGUUCAUGAGGACAGUACUAAUAGAUCCAUAGGGAUAAACAGUCUACAUCCAAUGUGGGGGAAUGGUUGAAUUGCUCUGGCCUGUUAAUCAAACAAAGUGUGCUACAAAACCUGUGUUUGGCAAGACCACAGUCCAUACGGACAGACCCGCGCUGACCACCAGGUUAACG
Molecule: messenger RNA, 3696 nt
Organism: Gadus chalcogrammus (walleye pollock)
Lineage: Eukaryota; Metazoa; Chordata; Actinopteri; Gadiformes; Gadidae
Product: ankyrin repeat domain-containing protein 1-like
Exons: 13
Coding region: 125-1045 (306 amino acids)
Molecular function (GO): protein binding
Source: RefSeq, a predicted model, not a curated record